Messenger RNA from Drosophila mojavensis, 4307 nucleotides. RefSeq names its product protein apterous. Gene Ontology annotation, cellular component: nucleus. The coding region runs from base 1406 to 2863 and encodes 485 amino acids. The transcript is spliced from 8 exons. Gene Ontology annotation, biological process: regulation of transcription by RNA polymerase II; neuron differentiation. The record is from RefSeq and is a predicted model, not a curated record. Gene Ontology annotation, molecular function: RNA polymerase II transcription regulatory region sequence-specific DNA binding; DNA-binding transcription factor activity, RNA polymerase II-specific. NCBI's taxonomy places the organism in Eukaryota, Metazoa, Arthropoda, Insecta, Diptera, Drosophilidae.
GGUUGUCUGCGCGGAUGUUUUUCUCUGUACAAAAAAUCGAAUCGCAGCGAGCGACGCAGCACGAACAAACGAACGUCGGAAUCGGAGUCGGAGUCGGUGUCGGAGUCGACCUUUUCUUGCCCAAUAUAACAUACGCGAGUUUUGUCGCCGCAGUUUGCUAACGCGUGGCAACAACAACAGUCGCCGCUGAUACGUUGAACGUCGCUCGGCAUUUUCGUUUGUUUUUUAUAUACAUAUACAACAGCAACGAUAACAACAACAACAACGACAACAGUUUCUAAUAAAAAGAAAGAAAAUAAAUUGAAUUGUAUUGUAUUCGCCUCGUUUCUGUGUUUGCCGCGGGCGUAACCUUUAAGCUCGCCUUGAUUACACUUACAACAUUUCGCCGUCGGUUUUUUUGUGUGAAUUUCUUUCUUUUGGCUUCGAUCGUAAUUCGCGGCACACCGAAUAUCAAUAGCAGCUGCUGCUGCUGCUGUCGCUGCUGCCGUCCAAAGUCAAAGUCUUCUUCAUUUAGUUAUCAUCAGCACAAGGCGCAUCCGCUCAACUCCUAAUGCCUUAUCAGUAGCACGCAUCUCUGUUUGCUGCUGACGCUGCUGCUGCUGCUGCCGUUGCUGCCGCUGCCGUCGUAGGGAACACACAUAGAGACUGAAAGACCUUUUCCUUACCACUCAAUUUACAGUGAGUGCCAUUCCACGCGCUGUCUCGUAAAUUAAUGUCAUAAAUUAAUUUCGGGCACCGGUGUCGUCUAAAUACAUACAUACAUAUAUAUAUACAUACAUAUAUUCGGGAGUCUCGUUAAACCGUAGUCCGUGUCGGCCUAUAAAACGUCAAGAAAAAAGUCAACAUUACCUGCCGCAGCAAGUGUGUGUGCGUCUCUGCGCGAGUGUGUGUGUGUGUGUCUGUGUGUGCGUCACCUAAAACCCAAAUGUUCCUUAAAUUACCUUCAAGCUGAAAAUGAAUACGAAUUCAUAAUAAAAUAAAGCCAAUUAUAUAUAUUAUAAAUAUAUAUUAUAUACGAAGUGAAAUAAAAAUAUAUAACAAAUAAUUUAUAUAGAAAGUUUUUUCUUGCUGACGUAAAAAUGUUCAAUCUAUAAAUUUGAUGUUUUCAUAUCAUUCAUAAAUUUUGCACAAAAAAAGAAAAGAAACAAAUCGAAGCAAUGCGCACAAAUUCUGCAAAUAUCUAUACAAAAUUACUGGAUUAAAUAGGACCAAAUUAGCCUUCUUGCAUUUGCCUUGCGAUUAGUCGCUGCACCACCAAUAACAACAACAAUAAUCAGGAUACAACAACACAUAGCAACAACCUGCAAAUUCCAACAACAACAACAACCAACAAUAACAACAAGCAUACACCAGACAGGCAUCAUCAUCGUUGGAAAUAGACCUCGUGUCAUUCCAAAAGACGCACAUGGGCGUCUGCACCGAGGAGCGCCCUGUGAUGCAUUGGCAGCAGAGCGCAAGAUUUCUUGGGCCCGGCGCAAGGGAGAAAAGUUUAACACCACCUGUAGCACAUCAAGGGAGCAAUCAGUGCGGCAGUGCUGCAGGUGCAAAUAAUAAUAUUAAUAACAACAACAAUAAUAACAACAAUCACCAUCAUCAUCAUCAUCCAUUGUUUCGCACAUGCUCGACAUCAUCGUGUCCAGAUAUUUGUGAUCAGAGUACAAAGCCAUUUGGCAAUGCAUACGGCAGCGAGUCAUAUAGAAGCUAUGAGACCGCCGAUCGCGCCACGUUUGAGGACUCAACGGCCAAGUUCUCAAUUAGCCGCAGUCGCACGGAUUGCACGGAGGUCAGCGAUGAGACCACAUCGGGCAUAUCAUUUAAAACGGAACCCUUCGGUCCACCCAGCAGUCCCGAAUCCACCAACGAUAGCAAAAUAACCCGCAAUCCAGACGAUUGCGCCGGCUGCGGCCGACAAAUACAGGAUCGUUUCUACCUCUCCGCUGUGGAAAAACGCUGGCAUGCCAGCUGCUUGCAGUGUUAUGCAUGUCGCCAGCCUCUGGAACGGGAAUCCUCAUGUUAUUCACGUGAUGGCAACAUUUAUUGCAAAAACGAUUAUUAUAGUUUUUUUGGCACACGCCGCUGUUCCCGCUGCCUGGCAUCGAUAAGCUCCAACGAGCUGGUAAUGCGCGCUCGCAAUUUAGUUUUUCAUGUUAACUGUUUCUGCUGCACCGUCUGCCAUACGCCCCUAACCAAGGGCGAUCAAUAUGGCAUUAUCGAUGCGCUUAUCUACUGCAGAACCCACUAUAGCAUAGCGCGCGAGGGGGACGCAGCAUCGUCGACCAGCAUGAGCGCCACAUAUCCUUAUAGCACACAAUUCGGUUCGCCGCACAAUGACUCAUCGAGUCCGCAUUCGGAUCCCAGUCGCAGUAUUGUUCCUACGGGCAUUUUUGUGCCCACUUCGCAUGUCAUCACGGGCUUGCCGCAGCCGGCACGGCAAAAGGGGAGACCGCGCAAACGCAAGCCAAAGGAUAUCGAGGCCUUUACAGCUAAUAUAGAUCUCAAUACGGAAUAUGUGGACUUUGGUCGUGGCAGCCACAUGAGCGCCUCGUCGCGAACCAAACGCAUGCGCACCUCGUUCAAGCACCAUCAGCUGCGCACCAUGAAGUCCUACUUUGCCAUCAAUCACAAUCCCGAUGCAAAGGAUCUGAAGCAAUUGUCACAGAAAACGGGCCUACCAAAGAGAGUGCUGCAGGUUUGGUUUCAGAAUGCUCGAGCCAAAUGGCGUCGCAUGAUGAUGAAACAGGACGGCAGUGGGCUGAUGGAGAAGGGCGACGGCACCUUGGAUCUGGAUAGCAUUUCGGUGCACAGUCCGACAUCGUUUAUGAUGGGCGGACCGAACAGCACGCCACCGCACAAUCUCGACUAACAGCUGUUGGAGAGGGAGCAACUGAACGCAACGGCGGCGGCGGCCGCAACGGCUGCUGCUGCGGCGGCGGCGGCGGCUGCGGCUGCCUACUCCAUAGAGCUGCAAUUGUUGCAGGCGAGCGGCAAUGGAUCGGCGGCUCUAUUAACGUUGGCGGACCUGUUCAAUGCCAGCAAUGAAUAGCUUCAAAUUCAAAUAAAAAUACUCAAAAAUAAAAAAAAUAAAAAAAUUAUGGUAGAGCAAGAGGAGCAGGACGAGGUGGGAGAGCUGGAAGUGGAAGAUAAUGUUGUUAGACGAGAUGUGGCAGCAAGUUGGCAUUAAGUAUUUUUGUAGUGUUGCAUCUAGAAACCAAAUCAAAAUUCCAAAUUUCGCUUAUCAAAAUUUAAUACUUUGAAUACCCUGUAGCUAUUGAAAUUGGUAGGGUAGAUUGGAUUACUACAAGUGUUUAUUACAGGUAGAAGGAAACUUGGCUGAGCCAGAGUAUAUCCUUAUUUGCCCUAUUUAGAUGUACGAUUGUGUGUUUCGUAGUCAUUUUAGCGCUUUUAACUCGAGUACUAUAAGAGGUAAACCCUUCAAAUUGUUCAUGCGUUUUCCUGUUUACCCCACACCGCUAAAAUAUAAUAUUUUCAUCUGAUACCUUUUAUUGUUUCUGUUAUAUCGAUAAAUAUCGUUAUUUUGAUUAUAUUUUAUACGGCUAACUUGAGUUUUUUAAAUGCUAGAACUACCAAAUUAGGUAUUGCUAAUAAAAUAAAAUUUCGAAAUAUUCUAGAUUUUGAAUAGCUGAAACCUUUUGCCCAAGAAUCCAACGAAUAUGUUUUUCCUUAGGCAUUCACAUGUUUCUCUAUUAACUUGAUGCUCCUAAAAUUUCAGUAAGCUCGCCUAAUGUUAUAGCUCCCCACUGUGGCUGCAGGGUAUUCACUAGUCGUGCACUACCGACUAGCGCACUCUUGUUGGUCUUGCUGGCAGCUCUCAGAUCCAAAAUGUUGUUUUCUAUAUAUCAAAAAACAAAAAAAAAGUAAAGAAAAAUUAAUUUGUAAAUAUUGAUAACUAGAAACUUAGCAAACAUAUUGUUAAUACUUAUUAUAUAUAUACAUAAUAUAUAUAUAGAUAUAUGCACCUGGGCAUAUAUAUAUAUAACUAGCAUACGCAUUAAAUAAACAAAUCUAAUAUAUAUAUAAAUAAAUAUAUAUAUGAAUAUAAAUUUAAUAUUUAUUGCCCAAAACAUUAAAUAGUUAGAGAUGAAUUUAGUUUAACGAAGCGCUCUAAAACAUAUAUAUAUAUAUAUAUAUCUGAUCAUAUAUAUAUAUACAAAUAUAUAUAUAUGUGUCUGUCGUAGUAUUACGGUAAUUUAGUUGCUUGAUGAAACGCUGAUGAGCAAUGCAAAAUGCAAUUGGAGCAAAUUUGUACUUACAAAUAGUUUAAACAAUAAGUCCUACCAUAGAAGCCA